AUGGAGGUUUUUUUGCUCAGAGGUCCAGGUAUAACUAUUGUGGAAGCUACCACUGUAUCACCAGAAGGUGCUCUUACCGUUAAUGAUUUGGGAUUGUUCAAUGAUGAGCAAGCAUUAAAAUUGAAGGAAGUAGUUGACCUCGCUCGUACACAAAAUCAAUACAUUGUGAUUCAACUUGGGCAUGGUGGACGUAAAUCGAAUGUAGUUCCUCCAUGGGUUCAUUUGGAAAAUGCAUCAACUAAGGAAGAAGGUGGAUGGCCUGAUAAAGUUUUUGCUCCAUCUCCAAUUCAAUAUAGAGAUGGUGGAUCACUUGUUGUUCCAAAGGAAUUAUCUGUUGCUGAAAUUGAAAGAAUCAUUGCUGAUAUUGGAUCUGCAGCUAAAAGAGCUGUUGAAAUUUCUGGAUUCGAUGCUAUUGAAAUUCAUGCCGCUCAUGGAUAUUUGAUUAAUCAAUUUCUUUCCGAAAUUUCUAACAAGAGAACUGAUAAAUAUGGUGAAUCCUUUGAGAAUAGAAUUAGAUUUUUACUUGAGGUCAUUGACUCUAUCAAGGCUAACGUUCCUGCUGAUUUCCCAGUCUUUUUAAGAAUUUCUGCUUCGGAAAAUACACCUGACGAUCCAUUGGCUUGGACCAUUGAGGAUUCUAUCAAGUUGGUAGAUGUUGUCGUUGAAAAGGGUAUUGAUCUUAUUGAUGUCUCUUCAGGUGGAAACAAUUACAAUCAAAGCGCUAGAGGGUUUAAGGAAGCACUCCAUGCAAACUUAGCUAGGGCUAUUAAAAACCUGGUAGGUGUCCGUGCUUUGGUUGCUUGA
Messenger RNA from [Candida] anglica, 804 nucleotides. The record is from the annotation of a GenBank genome assembly. NCBI's taxonomy places the organism in Eukaryota, Fungi, Ascomycota, Pichiomycetes, Serinales, Debaryomycetaceae.